Molecule: messenger RNA, 1610 nt
Organism: Dendroctonus ponderosae (mountain pine beetle)
Lineage: Eukaryota; Metazoa; Arthropoda; Insecta; Coleoptera; Curculionidae
Gene: Atg5
Product: autophagy protein 5
Exons: 6
Coding region: 297-947 (216 amino acids)
Biological process (GO): autophagy of mitochondrion; C-terminal protein lipidation; cellular response to nitrogen starvation
Cellular component (GO): cytoplasm; phagophore assembly site membrane; Atg12-Atg5-Atg16 complex
Source: RefSeq, a predicted model, not a curated record
CUUUAAACUAGAUCCAGAUGAAGUAGUGGAAUUACAGCAGCCAGAUCCUUUUUAUUUGAUGGUACCCAGGAUGAGUUAUUUUCCUUUAGAAUGGAAAGAUGAAAAUCGAAAUUUCUGUUCCGUGAAAAUAGCCCAACUAAAGGAACAAUUUAGAUUUUAGGCUCAAGGCACUUUAGGAAUAAUUAGCAUAUUUGUUUCCACAACGUUAUGAGCAAGCCAAACUUUUCAAAAGCACAAUUGCACGAACGAAACAAACGAAUGUUUAAAGCUGGCAAAGGGCACUAAAUUUUAGACAAAUGACUGACAAGAUAAGAAAACACUUUGUUAAGUACGUUGCGAAUGGCAAGCAAGAACAGGAAAUGUGGCUCAAAUGCAAUGGGCAACCAAUGAAAUGGCACCUUCCCAUCGGACUUCUGUACGAUCUUUUAAUUGACAGUGAAGAUGAGGCUUUGCCAUGGGUUAUCUCUGUACAUUUCGAUAAAUUUCCCGAUUCAAAAAUUUACAGAUUAAGUAAUAAAGAAACAGUGGAGUCCUACUUCAUGUCAUGCAUAAAGGAAGCAGACGUUUUGAAGCAUAAAACCCAAAUUGCUACUAAUAUGCAGAAAAAGGACCACACUCAACUUUGGCUGGGUCUGCAGAAUGAUAAAUUUGAUCAGUUUUGGGCCGUCAACAGGAAGCUGAUGGAAGUUUCAGGAGAAAGCGACCAUUUCAAAUACAUUCCCUUUAGAUGCUACCUUGAAGAUAGCUAUAAGCAAAAAUUGGUGAAACCAGUAGCUGAAGAUGGCAGCCGGAAAACACUGCAGCAUUUAUUAAAGGAAGUAUUUCCGGACAAGCCUAACGUAACUGUAAAAAUCCAUGGACUGAUUGUACCGCUGGACACACCUUUACAAUGGAUGUCGGAGCACUUAAGUUAUCCUGAUAACUUUCUACAUUUAUGUGUUGUGUAAAUGAUGAUAGCCAUAAUUAUUUACAUCCUGAGGACUUGAAACUGACAGAGUAGCGCAGCUGUUGGGAUGAAAACAUAUAUACAUUUAAAGGUUCACAUAAUCUGUAUUGUAAGAUUUGGAAAAGACGCAGAAGUGAAUAUAUUUUUUAAUCUCAAUGUGAAAAAAUGCACUGCAAUUAGAAUUUACAUCAACGCUUCUUGGAUUUUACAGAAAAAAACUUAGUUUAUUAGUAUUACGCUGACCACGACACGUCUUAUUAUUUUCUUGUAAAAGCGAAGACCCAUUAUAUAAAUAAAACUUGCUAACGUACUAAAUAAUAUUUAUUUCGUACGUUUCAAUUUAAAAGUUUUCAUCGGAUGUAAGUUCGGCAAAGCUCUCUGGUCUGAAAACAUAACCGUCAUGUAUCUAUCUAAUAAGAGUAUGCUCUCAAAGUCCAUUUGUUUGGUUUGUGCUAAUGACAAGUUUCAGUUACAGUCCAUUGUGAUAUUGUUAGAAAUUUAAAUAACAUUUAAUGUGUAGGUGCUUAAGUACUUUGAACAAAAUACAUUCUGGACUUCGUGCAGAUUUGUAGAUUCAAUUUCGUUUGUAUUUGCAUGCAAGAAGUCAAAGCCAUUGUACCUUUUGUAUUCAUUUAAUUAAACAGAAUUAUUCAAUAGCUUUAAA